Messenger RNA from Meleagris gallopavo (turkey), 4635 nucleotides. The record is from RefSeq and is a predicted model, not a curated record. NCBI's taxonomy places the organism in Eukaryota, Metazoa, Chordata, Aves, Galliformes, Phasianidae.
CCCGUGGCAGCCUGGUCUAGUACCAGAUCUGGACAUUGGUGGACCUGGCUGCGGCAGGGGGUUGAAACUUAAUGAUCCUCGGGAUCUCUUACAACCCAAACCAUUCUAUAAUUCUAUUCUGUGAGUCUUACUUUAAUAACAGCUAGUAAUUCCUACUCCUUUAGGCUUUGAUUAUUUUAAAGUUGCAAAUAUUCUGUGUCUCUAAUGCAUAUUUUGAGAUUAUAUUUUUCUGUUGGGAUUUGUGUUCGCUCUUUAAAAACAUGCUAUCAGACAAUUUCCCAGUCGAAAUAAGGAAUAGGUAUGACACUAGUUCUACAGUGGCUUAUGCUGCAGAAGAAGCUUUUAUCACUGCCCCACGUAGGUGUGUGUUUUACUGUCUGAAAACAAACCAAAACUGUUUGUUUUAUAUAUAUAUAUAUACAUCUAUAUGUAUAUAUAUUUUUAGUUGGGUUGGUUUCUUUUCAGGAAUAAGAGUGCUAAACAUUAGAGUUGGUAGAAAGAGGGGAGGGUGGAGUGUGUGGCUGUUUACAGGAUGCCAGUAUGUUAGUUUGAUUUCAUUUGAUUUGUGUCCUAAUUUGCAUAGCGUAAUAUAUUAGGAUUUAUGUAGACUCAGGUUUUUCUCUGCAGAGAGCAGGUGGAGUAAACUGUUACAAGUUGAUAAAUAAGGAAAAAAUGUGUUAAUAAUGGAAGAAUUUUUGACAAAACAUAUUAUCGUUUUAGAUUUGUAAGAAGUCCUUCACUCGCAGACCUCAUUUAGAAGAGCAUAUGAUCCUUCACUCUCAGGAUAAACCAUUUAAGUGUACCUACUGUGAAGAGCACUUUAAAUCCCGAUUUGCAAGACUGAAACAUCAAGAAAAAUUCCAUCUCGGGCCUUUUCCCUGUGACAUUUGUGGGCGACAGUUUAAUGAUACAGGAAAUCUGAAACGCCACAUAGAAUGUACUCACGGAGGAAAGAGAAAAUGGACUUGUUUCAUCUGUGGGAAAUCUGUUAGGGAACGAACAACUUUGAAAGAGCAUCUGAGAAUUCACAGUGGAGAGAAGCCUCAUCUUUGCAGUAUUUGUGGGCAGAGUUUUCGUCAUGGAAGCUCUUACAGACUUCACCUAAGAGUCCAUCACGAUGACAAGAGAUACGAAUGUGAAGAAUGUGGGAAAACAUUUAUUCGGCAUGACCAUCUGACAAAACACAAAAAAAUACACUCAGGUGAAAAAGCACACCAGUGUGAAGAAUGUGGGAAAUGUUUUGGCCGUAGAGAUCACCUCACUGUUCAUUAUAAAAGUGUUCAUCUAGGAGAAAAAGUUUGGCAGAAAUAUAAAGCAACGUUUCACCAAUGUGAAGUCUGCAAGAAAGUUUUUAAAGGAAAAUCAAGUUUGGAAAUGCAUUUUAGAACACAUUCAGGUGAGAAACCAUACAAAUGUCAAAUCUGUAAUCAGUCUUUUAGAAUUAAGAAGACAUUAACAAAACACAUGGUUAUUCAUUCAGAUGCUCGGCCAUUUAAUUGCCAACACUGCAAUGCAACAUUUAAGCGAAAAGACAAGCUGAAAUACCAUAUUGAUCAUGUUCACGGAACAAAGGCAGCAGAAGAGGCACUGACAUCAUCUUCAGAAGAAAAACUAGUCUCUUUACCAGUACAAUACACUUCCGAUGACAAAGUUUAUCAAACUGAGGCUAAACAGUAUGUGGAACAGUCCAAAACAUAUCAGUCGGAAGCCAAAACUUUGUUACAGAAUGUAUCUACAGAAGUAUGCGUGCCGGUGACUCUGGUACCGGUUCAGAUGCCUGAUCCUCAAGCUGAUCUAGUACAGCAUACUACUCAGUCACAUGGCAUUCUUCCUCCACAGCACGAGCAGGCAGAUUAUCAACGUGCGACAGAUCUGUCAUUUCUAGAGAAAUAUACUCUUACUCCACAGCCUGCAAAUAUUGUUCAUCCUGUAAGACCUGAGCAAAUGUUGGAUCCUAGAGACCAGUCAUAUCUUGGAACUUUACUGGGGCUGGAUACAGCUCCUACUGUACAGAACAUUUCAAACAAUGAACAUUCGUGAUCAGAGCAUAACAUUCCACCUAAUUUACUAAGCCAUUAGCCAACAGGAGGCUGAUAUGGCAAUUAAGAUUUAUAUUUUGUAUUUUAUUUGGACUCGUGAGUCUUCUGCAUAGUUUUUGGAAAAACAGGUUUGUUUACAUGAUAUUUGAACAUUUAGGCACACUGAUGUAUACAGAGAGUGUUUCUUGUGAUUUUAAGAGUUUAUAAAAUAUUAUAGAUGGUCUUUUAAAAAUUAUGCUCUGAAAUAUCUUUUAAGGAUAGUUGCUGAGAAAAUGUAAUUAUGUACCUGCCUAUUAAUUUAAUUUUUUUUUUUGCCUUUCAGCAUCUCACUGAGUUAAAGUUAUAAGUGUAAUAGAAAGCAUACUGGAAGAAAAAGGAUUGUAUCAAAUUCAUUAGAAAUGGUAAGCGUAGGCAGUAAUACAAAACACAAACUUCAAAUUAUUUUUCGCUUGUAAAUUAAAAUUGAAUCCUCAGGCAUCUUUGGAGAGUUUUUAAAUUUCUAAAGACUCUGGAGCCAAGUUAAUGGAGGGAGCUAGAUAAUUCUGGAAAGUGAUUUAGAUAUUUCAAGAACACAAAACAGGGAACUGUAAAGAACAACGGAAGUAUAAUUAGGCUACCUACAUCUGGUCUGUUACUUUUUCUUUGGUCUUAACUAUUGACUUAUGUAUGAAGACUUAGACAAUAUUUUUGUCUAAUUUUCUGCCGUUAGCCCUAUGCAAUUUUAGUAUACAUUUUUCUUUUUCAGUCAUGUUUGUUUUCUAAAGUGUCUCCCACACUCUUAGGUUUGAAAGAAAUGUCAUGUAGCCUAAAGACAGUCAUAAAGAAUUGGCGUGAUUUAUCCUUGUUAGAGCAUCAGUUUUACCAGGAUCCCUCUUAGCAUGUUCAUUUUCAAAUUAUCUGUGAUGAAGAAAUUUAAAGACGGUUAUUUCCAGUACAGCAUUCAACUGUUUUCUUUAAAAAAGAAAUAAUCACCAAUCAUAAAUCUUUUGUGAGUUGCUAGCGAUUUUUUUUUCCACUGUCUUGUGUUGUUUAUAAAGCAAAAUCAAGCUCUAGAGAGUAUUCUAUGUCUUAGUUAUUUUUAGCUUUUUCUUUACUAGAAGUAAGGUUAAAAAAAAAUAACCUAUUUUUAACUAUAAAGUCUAGUGUAAUUUACCAUGAAAUCUAGUAUAAUUUAAGAUCAUUAAGCUCUCUAUUUUAAGCCUAAUUUAAGUUUUUCUUCUUUGUUUGUAUUGUGAAAAUUAUGCCAAAGAAGAUACUGGAUAUCAUUUUAUAACCUUCAUUAUUGCUCACAAGAAUUAUAGUCUAAGGUAAAUUUUUCCCCAGCCUCCCCAGUAAUCUGCUAUUAUUAAAUUAUUAUAUUAAAGUAUCUUUAAAGUGGGAAACUGGAUCUAUAUGAAUUAUUGUAACUGUUGGAUUUUUCCAGUGACCUGAACACAACCAAUCUGUGUUGAAAAGCUCUUUUAUCAUCCCUUUUCUGUAAACUGUAAACACUGAACUUUUCAAAUCCUAUUUAAAUACUUUGGUGUGAGAUUAUUUUAGUUCCCAUUUACUUCAGUGUUGAGCAGUUUGCAGGAGAGGGGUCAGAGCUGCCUGAAUGUUCAUACUUUGAAGCUUGUGCCCUAUCGGAUUCUUAGCACACCAAAGAUUUCUGUUAGCUGUUAAGUAGUGGCAGAGUUAUAGUAUUUUAAGUGUUACCGAUACUUAAAUAGGACUUAGCCAAAGAAGCACAAUAAAAGUCCUAAACUUUAAAAAGUUCAGUUUUUGAAACAGGACUAUGGAUGUUUAACUGUUCUAUGUUUGUAUCUCUAAAGUAAAAUUUAGAGCUGUGCUCUGGGAAUGUUCAGACUGACGUGCUGUAAAGAUAUCUGGUAAGAAUCUGAAUACUAGCAAAUAUACAGCAAUAAUGAGGCCUUUGAAUGCCACCUUCUGAAAGGACGCUAUCAAGUACUAUCCUUCCUGCUUUCUAACUCCACCUCUAUCUCCUUUCCUAAACAAACCAGUUUUCAUCUUUACACUCCAUGACUUGGAAACUACUGCUUUAUCUGUAGUUUUCAAGUUUAUAUGUACAUGUCAUAUUAGCAUGUGUUGUGAAACAUGAGUUCCAUCAUUUGUAAUUGUACGAUUAAAAGUAAACUGACAUCUGUGGGGUCAGUGCAGUUCUCAGAAUUAGAAGCCUGUUCAUUAUUUCUUGUCUCUUCUGGCCUACUACAGAAGUAGGUAUUGUAGGAUUUCGAUAAAACAAUGACUUAAAAUUGGUUGGUAACUAACUUGUUUUCUUUUGAAGUCCAGUUCUUUUGCAAGGCAUUCUAGUAAAAUACUAGAAGAGAAUUUAGAGCACGUUUACUUGAUAAUGUCCUUUUAAUUUUUUUUUUUUUGAUUGUGCCUUUUACGUAUAUUCUGAUAAUGGCUUUUUUCUGUAAUUAGUUGAUUAUUCAGAAGGAGUUAAGGUCAAUAUCUUCUGAAGAGCUUCGUGUUUUUGGAUGCCCAACAAGGAACAGAUUAUAACAAGGACUUACUUUUCAGGAAAAAACGAGCUCUGUCUUCACUGUUUGGAUGGCCAGAAAUACUAGUCAUUCCUGGAAAAAAAAAAAAAAAA